Messenger RNA from Sorex fumeus (smoky shrew), 626 nucleotides. RefSeq names its product SWI5 homologous recombination repair protein (gene SWI5). Lineage: Eukaryota; Metazoa; Chordata; Mammalia; Eulipotyphla; Soricidae. The transcript is spliced from 8 exons. Gene Ontology annotation, cellular component: Swi5-Swi2 complex; Swi5-Sfr1 complex. Bases 1 to 597 code for a protein of 198 amino acids. Gene Ontology annotation, biological process: double-strand break repair via homologous recombination. The record is from RefSeq and is a predicted model, not a curated record.
AUGUUCAACUUCGGGGGGGGGCGCACUGAGACGCCGCGAGAGCGAGCCGGGAGGGGCGGGGCCAACGCAAGCCAUUGGCUGGGAUCCGGGCCGGCGCGGCGGUGGGCGGGGCCUGGCGGAGGCGCCCGGAGCGUUCCGAGCCGCUUCCGGCUGCGCGGCCGGAGGACGGGCUGGGUGCGUGACGGGCGCUCCCCGGUGCCCACCCUGGACCCUCCGGCUCUGCACAGCCCCCCAAGAUGGGGGCUCCGAUCGCCCCGGCCCCAAGGGACUCACCCGGGUCUGUCCAGAAGGGGCCGCGGGGCCUUCCGAUCCCCGCGACCCUCUCCCAAGGCGGCCCAGGCUGAUGGCGCCAGCCGGGGCUCCCUGCACCUUGACGUGGAGAGACUGAGGGAGGAGAGAGACUCGCUGGAGCGGGAGAUCGCCCAGCUCCUGUCUGACGGCCUCUGCGUGGAGGAACUGGACGAGCACAUCUCACGGCUCCACGAGUACAACGACAUCAAGGACGUGGGCCAGAUGCUGCUGGGUAAACUGGCUGUGCUCCGAGGGGUCACCACCAAAGAACUGUACGCGGAGUUUGACCUGGACUUGAGCGACUGAGCCCACACUCGCCCCAGACGCCCGCCCCG